UCUUGGUAUAUGGUAUAAGAUGUUGAUCUAUACGUCGUUUUUACCAUACUGUUUUUUUUUCUUUUUUCAGUUUUCCUGGCAAUUUUUGUCAAAUAAUGAAUUCUAGUCCCCAAAGUUGAGUUUUUGUGUUUUGUCAAAGACAAGAUUUCUGUGAUCAUUUACUAAUGAGUCUUGUGUACCUAAUCUAUUCCAGAUACACCAUUCUAUUUCCUACCUGUUAAGGACCACAUCUAAGUGCGAAAUCCAGAAAGCAUGUAAAGGGUCAAAGGGGACUGCACCAUUAAGGGGAAUAAUGUAUUUGUUGCCUUGGACUUGAAAUAAUCGGCACCCUGUUACAUUAAAGAGAAGGCCAAGAACUGAUGUGGGAAAUAUGGACCUAAUGAAUGGGCAGUUGAGCAACAUUAACAUUGCAGCUACUGCUUCAGAGAAAAGUAGCAGUUCUGAAUCAUUAAGUGACAAAGGCUCUGAAUUGAAGAAGAGUUUUGAUGCUGUAGUAUUUGAUGUCCUUAAGGUUACACCAGAAGAAUAUGCGGGUCAGAUAACAUUAAUGGAUGUCCCAGUAUUUAAAGCUAUUCAACCGGAUGAGCUUUCAAGUUGUGGAUGGAAUAAAAAAGAGAAGUACAGUUCUGCACCAAAUGCAGUUGCCUUCACAAGAAGAUUUAAUCAUGUAAGCUUUUGGGUAGUUCGAGAGAUCCUUCAUGCACAGACAUUGAAAAUCAGAGCGGAAGUUUUGAGUCAUUACAUUAAAACUGCGAAGAAAUUAUAUGAAUUAAAUAACCUCCAUGCACUUAUGGCAGUGGUGUCUGGUUUACAAAGUGCCCCCAUCUUCAGACUAACUAAAACAUGGGCAUUAUUGAGUCGAAAAGAUAAAACUACUUUUGAAAAAUUGGAAUAUGUUAUGAGUAAAGAAGAUAAUUACAAAAGACUUAGAGACUAUAUUAGUAGCUUGAAGAUGACACCUUGCAUUCCAUAUUUAGGCAUUUAUCUAUCAGAUCUGACAUAUAUUGAUUCUGCAUAUCCAUCAACUGGCAGCAUUCUAGAAAAUGAGCAGAGAUCAAAUUUAAUGAAUAACAUCCUUCGAAUAAUCUCUGAUUUACAGCAGUCUUGUGAAUAUGAUAUCCCCAUGUUGCCUCAUGUCCAGAAAUAUCUGAAUUCCGUUCAGUAUAUAGAAGAACUCCAAAAAUUUGUGGAAGAUGAUAAUUACAAGCUUUCAUUAAAGAUCGAGCCAGGAACAAGCACACCACGUUCUGCUGCUUCGAGAGAAGACUUAGUAGGUCCAGAAGUAGGAGCAUCUCCACAAGGUGGAAGAAAAAACAUAACAGCAGAAGGAGCCUUGCUACCACAAACACCUCCAUCACCUAGGAAUCUGAUACCACAUGGACACAGGAAGUGCCAUAGCCUUGGUUAUAAUUUCAUUCAUAAAAUGAACACAGCAGAAUUUAAGAGUGCAACAUUCCCCAAUGCAGGGCCAAGACAUCUACUGGAUGACAGUGUCAUGGAGCCCCAUGCACCAUCCCGAGGACAGGCUGAAAGCUCUACUUUGUCUAGUGGAAUUUCAAUAGGUAGCAGUGAUGGGUCUGAGCUUAGUGAAGAGACCUCAUGGCCUGCCUUUGAAAGGAACAGAUUAUACCAUUCUCUCGGUCCGGUGACAAGAGUGGCACGAAAUGGCUAUCGGGGCCACAUGAAGGCCAGCAGUUCUGCAGAGUCAGAAGAUUUGGCUGUACAUCUCUAUCCAGGAGCAGUUACUAUUCAAGGUGUUCUCAGGAGGAAAACUGUUUUAAAAGAAGGCAAAAAGCCUACGGUAGCAUCUUGGACAAAAUAUUGGGCAGCUCUGUGUGGGACGCAACUUUUUUACUAUGCUGCCAAGUCUCUAAAAGCUACAGAGAGAAAGCAUUUUAAAUCUACAUCAAAUAAGAAUGUAUCUGUGGUAGGAUGGAUGGUGAUGAUGGCUGAUGAUCCUGAACACCCAGAUCUCUUCUUGCUGACAGACUCUGAAAAAGGAAACUCAUACAAGUUUCAAGCUGGUAAUAGAAUGAAUGCAAUGCUGUGGUUUAAACAUUUGAGUGCAGCCUGCCAAAGCAACAGACAACAGGUUCCUACCAACUUGAUGACUUUUGAAUAAAAAGGUAAAAACCUAAAAAAGAAGACAGAUGAACUGUGGCUCACGUGUGUAGAGUAAGGACCUGAUGGACGGGUGCCAGCUGUACAAAUCGGUACCAGGACAGAGACUGUGAGCUCAGCCUCUAGACUUUGGAGAACUGAACAAAACAAAAAAGCACUAAUUUCAGGGAAUGGACUCACAAUGAGUGAUAUUCCCAAAGUGAAAAAUUGGAAUUGCAACAUGAACUGCCAUGGACCAUGCUUCUUUUCUCUGAACUGACCUGUGGAAACCACUGCCUUAAAGAGUGAAAGGAAAAACAACAUGAAACACCAAAUAGUGUGUGUGAGACUUCUGGCGGUGCUGUGCUUAGGGUAGAUGUAGUUAGUUUGCAUUUCUUUUAACUUUCUACUAAUUUUGGAAGGGGGGGGGGAGAAUCACAUUUUUUAGACGUUCUUUAAAGAAAAAAGUAAAACAUUUCUUAAGGCUUACAUUAGGAGCUGGGUUUGAACUGUGGAUAUGAAGAACUUUUCACAUUCUAGGGAUUUUACCAGCAAUCCACUUUAAGAGCUUCUCUCAUAUUCCAUUCGUCUGUAGCCCCACACUCUCAGACCAAGAGUGGAAGAACUGUAAUUGUAAUAAUGUGAUUGGGGGGGGGGGGGUUGUUGUUGUCGAUGUUUUUAUUGUUGUUUUAAACACUAAACUUGCAAUUCUUAGUACUGUAUGGGGAAUAUUAUUUUCUGCAGGAGACACAAAGGCUGAGUAGUCAUACACCAGAUCUUUGAGUGGGGAGGGAGGAGUUGUUUUUAUUGAAAGAUCCAGAAAAGCAUGGAUGCUUCUAAUUGGGGUUAAAAUAUAGUCCCAUUGUCUAAUUGUAUGGACGUUUGCAGCAUUGAAUGACAGGGAGAGAUAGAUAUAGAAAAAAAUUGUAAUUUCCAACUAGACAUCCUACCAAAAGGUGAUUUUUUAUAAUAACCCCCAUUACAUAAUUGAAAGGAUCAUCCAGUUUUCUAGUCACAUGUGAUUUGUGUCAGUAAGGUAUUACAUACUUGAUAAGAUCCGAAUUCAGGAACUUUUCCUUUUAUAGUGUUUAAACGACAAUGUGCCAGAGUUUAUUUUCUUGAAAUUAUUCAUUUUAAUUAUUAUUCAAGAAGAAACUCAGUAGCACAUUGGUUUAAAGUCUUCCCACUGUGUACAUGAUUUUUGGGUCUUUUGGGGGGUUUUUGUGUUGCCUUUUUUUUUUUUUUAAAAAUAAAUUGAACAUGGAUAAAAUAUUUUACCUUAAGAUGGAUGUAGUAAAACAAAUCAUUUUGAAAGGGAACAAUAUAAUAUAUGGAUGAAUUUGAGACAUAGAUUAAAAUCUAGCAAUCUUUCUUCUUAUACAAGUUACCCUUUAUAAGACUUUUUUUUUUUAAAGAAACUUAGUAAAGACCUUUAACAGGAAACCAUAUCCUAUUAGUUAAAUUUUAUAUCUGUGUUUUGAUUUCCAAAUUGUGCUGUCUUCUAUGCAACACUCCAUUUAACUACAAAAAUAUAAAGAGGAGAAUAAUGAUUACAAAAUAGUUAGAAUUCUAUUAUCUCACAACUUCAAAAUGAGCCUUGAACAAAGAUAAUAUUUGGUCAGCUACAUAAUUAUCAUCAAGUAAACUUUUGAAGCCCUCUUGCAUUUUAAAAGUAGCUCAAAUUAAGAUAUAUCACAUGAUAUUUUCUAGGAAUUGAUUUAUAUCUCAACAUUCCUAUUACAAAAUUAGCCUUUUACACAUUUUCUUAGGUGUUAGCUUUUUUUUUUUUUUUUUUUUUUUUUUUAAACCAUAAGUAUUUAGCCCUUGAUCCUGUGAAAUUUUAACUAGGUAAUAUUAAACCCAGAAAUUAAAAAAAAAAAAAGGAUCAAUUAUGGUAAGAAAGGGGAUGUUAUGAUGCAGAAGUCUUUUUAAGUGUUUACUUCUGUGGAUUUCUUUUUGUUUGUGAAAAGGAUGUAGCAGUUAUUUAGUAUGUAUCUGAUAUAAGGCAGUUAGAAACAUCAUUUGAUUUUAGUGUCCAUUAUCUUCUGUUUUUCUUUAUUGUAGGAGACAAUGGUUUUGACUUCAAAAUGUUUUAUUUUGGAAAGUGACAUGAAUUGGAAGAUGGUAAAAGGAGUUGCCUGCAAUUUUUCAAUUCAUGCAUCCCCCAAGUUUGACCCAUGUUGGGUACAUAACAAAGACACCAUUUGCAUAGCCAGCAGUAUUACUAUGUAGACUUUGCACAUCUUUAAUUUUGUCUUUCAUGUUUAAAAGUUCCUUAAUGUAUUUUGUUUUCACAAAUAAGUGUUUUUGACCAUGUGUGUACUUUAAAAAAGUGAGACAGUAUAGAUGAGAUUGCUGUGGAUGUAUAUAUAUAUUUAUAUAUAUAUAUAUAUAUAUAUAUGUAUAUAUAUAGAUAUAUAUGCUAAUGUUGCAGGCUAACCAUUCUAUUCUCACAUUAGAGCAAAAAUAUGCAACUGGAAGUCAGAGCCUGACAUCGUAGUUUUGCCAAAGACAGAACCAUAUUGUGUUGGAAGGUGUGUUUGAUGUUUUCAACUCUUUAAUCCACUUAUGCAUAGAAGAAUUGCUGAGAUUUGAUUGUAACAAUUCUACUUGACUCACAGAUAUAUUCACAAUUCUUGAUUUAUCGCUUAACGUCUAAUUGGUCCAUUUCCAGGAAUUUGUCAUUGAUGCCAAAAUUAUCCCAAUUCCAAAUAAUAUCAAUUAAAGCAUUACAGGAACAAUCCAAAAGUUCACUAUUUUUGUUUUAUUGUUGUUCAUUCAAAUGAAUUUAUUAGAAUAGCAAAAGUUCUUGCCAAGUUUCCUAAGUGGUUUGUUUAAAGAUAAGUUUUUUCCCCUGUUUCAUUAAGCCUGCUGUCAUGUCACUUCAAUUUCUGUAUGUUUCAAGUAAGAUCAUAAAUGUGUCCUCUUUUUCCUUCCUGCUCCAAAAAGAAUUUACUUGAGAGGUAAUCUAAACCGAUUUAGGCAAUAAACCAUAGACAUUACAUGUCCCAAAUAGACAUCAGUAAACACUUCAUUUGAGGUACAUGUUUUAAAGUUUUUUCUACAUUGAAGUGUAUUUUUAGUGUAGAAAUAAAACCCCAAUUCUAAAAACUUAGGAACAAAAAUAAAUUUCAUUUUACUUCGAAUUUACAUGUUUGUUACUGAUUCCCAUCUCAUGUUCAAGUCUUACAAUCUGUGUCUUCAGAGUAUUAUUUUUAGAGAAACCUCCAUAUGUGAGGCUUAAGAGAACUGGUCAAACACACCUUCCUUUUCUCCAUUGUAUAAAUAUUAGUUGUGUUGACAAUAUAGAAAGGGAUCCAAACAAUUUUAAAUUUUGAGUAUUUUUCUUCUUAGGCAUGUGCUUCAUUUUUCCAAAACUAUUUCCUGUGGAAAAUGCCAUAUGAUUACUGCACUAUGUACUGUAUGAACUAUGUCGAUAUUUGCUAUAACUACAUGUUCAGUCUACUGAAAGCAAGGAUGAUUAUCGCAGCAUGGUAUUUAUACUGAUUUUUAAUCAUCUUCCAAAAGACUUAUUAGAGGGCCAUAAGAAAUGUUAGAAGACUGGUUGAAAUGCAUUAUAUUUUGGAUCCUUUAAUCAAUAGUCUGUUGAAUCCUAUCUUUGCUGUGCUUCAAGUUUUAUCUGACCAUUUAAGCUUCUUUAAAAAAUUUUUCCUGUCCAAACUAUACUUCAGUUGCUUUUCUUUAAAGAAAAACUCUGUGCUUUACUAUUUAUUGUUGUAAUAGUGAUAGAGGCUAUCAAAAGAAGGGGUCAAAAAAAUCAAUAUAAGACUUGCUUUUUUUUCCCUUUUUGGACAAAAAGAGGCUUUAGUUCUCUUGGUUCCCAGCUAUUUCUUGAAGUACAAUUAAAUUACUAGUGCAGCAUAGCAUCUUGCUCUGAGAAUGAGAUACCAGUUACAACAGUGUUGCCUCUCAGAAGAUCUUUUCUGUUCCAAUAAAAUCUCAGGCUUCAAAGGCCCAAUGAAUAAGGAUCCCUUUUUGCAAAUGGAGAAUUAGAUUAUGUUCCAGUAGAACAUUAAGAUGACUCUUUUAAGUCUAGAUAUGACAAAGCACGUGUUAAUGUCUAUCUAGCUUUUUCAGUGGCAUUUUACUGUGAGUUUUUCUUUUGUUUGGAUGUAUAUUCUUUCUUGGGGGGGGGGAGUCAGAUUAUUUUCAUGAUCAAUGUGAUUUUAUACUGCUUUCUCUAGGUUUCAGAGUGUGAGAACUAGUAUUAAAUCACAUUGUUGAUGAGCUAUUCUCAUGUGAAAUUAGUCUUUAAAAAAUUAUUGCCGCCUUCUGUUUUCCUUUCCCCAAAAAUGGCUUGUGUCUUAGAUGAGAUCCUACAUGAAGGGUUCUAAUAAAAGAAAUAUGUGUAUACAAGACUGAGCUUGUUGAAAGGAUAGAUUCAUGUUGUAAUGUGAGAAAAAUUUGGUCAGUGCCUUAUCAAUUUGAAGACCAAUUCUAGGGCAGAGAGUAUGACAAUAAUCAUUUUUGCAUGCUGACUCUUAUUUUAGGAGUGUGUGCUAUCCCAUUCUCCACCACCAGCUGAACCUUUUUAAGACCAAGAACAUGUGGAAGUAGGUGAUUAUAGGUUAUUAUCAGAAUCCUUCUUAUGGUUUUGAGCCUUUUUAGACAUACUACCUCUCUGUAUGCCCUUCUGUCCUGUACCUUAAACCUUGUCAUUAAACAAAUCCUUUUUAAAACAAAUUUGAGAACUAUCUGAUGUCUUGUUCAGAAAUACUUCUGUCAAUAUAGAGUGAAAGCCUUUCUCAAGAAUUUUGAGAGAGGAUAAAAUGUAAUCAGAGAAAAUGUAUUAAGGGGAAAUCAUUCUAUAGAUGCUAAAAUUUUGAGGUGAGAGGACUAGCUCUUAGUUCAAGAUUAUCUCUAUCAUAAGCCAAAAAUGAGACCAUCUUCUUAUUUAGUCAAUCAUUAGACUGCAAUAACCAGUAAAUGUAGUCAUCUUUAUGUUUGCUUGAAAAUAUAACAGGAAAGCCAGAUAUCAUAAGCAUAGGUUUCCCAGUUUCCUUAUUUAAUAUCUUUUAAGUUUGUUAAAUAUGUCUAAUUUUAUAGUCAUAUAGUGAAAACUAGUUUCAAAAACAAUCUUUCAUCAAAUUUAGCUCAAGCAUUAUUUGAAUUCAGAAAGUUUUUUGUCUCAGAAGUAUAACAUGAAGGGAGGAAAUAAAUGAAAUUAGUUUUUACUAAUGAAAACUAAACACUUGUAAAAGCUUUCUAAAAAAAAAAAAAAACUUCCCAGUUCAUUACAAGAAUUAGAACUACUGUUGAACUAAAUCACUGUGCUAAAAUGUUCCCUUUUUUAAAAGACUUCUGUGACGCAGAACAGGCAUAAUCAACUAUUCAGAGUCUUUGAAAUGAAAUGAAGGGUUAACUAGGUCCUUUGGGGUUAUUAGCAAGAGAAAAAUUUAAAUUUUGAGUUCAACUAUUUGUACUGUGGAAUAGUGGUAGGAUUGUUAGAAUGGAAUAUUGGGAUAUGGCUUUGGCGGAAUGCUUUUCCUGAAUUAAGAGGCCAAAAGCAACAUGACUAUUAGGUGCCCUCUCAGUGCUAGGUAGCCUGUGUUUAAGUUUCCCCUUAUGGUGUGUUUUACUAAUGCUACUCACAAAUAUGAUCCAAUGAUAGUAUUUUAAGCAAGUAAGUUGCAACAUAAUGAAAGAGCGAGGUUCUAGAAUGAUACCUAUUAAUAAAUUACCAGGUUUUCUAGGACCUUUGAGACCUUGAUUAUUGACAAACUCAUUGCUUCAAGACCUUCAAGGUGGGAAGGAGAGAGUAAUACAACUUAAUCUAAUGAGGAUCAAAAUCUGUGGGAAUCAGUAUCCAAG
This is a messenger RNA of Sarcophilus harrisii (Tasmanian devil), 7932 nucleotides long. It is a transcript of the gene RALGPS2, whose product is annotated as Ral GEF with PH domain and SH3 binding motif 2. The transcript is spliced from 20 exons. NCBI's taxonomy places the organism in Eukaryota, Metazoa, Chordata, Mammalia, Dasyuromorphia, Dasyuridae. The coding region runs from base 371 to 2122 and encodes 583 amino acids. The record is from RefSeq and is a predicted model, not a curated record. Gene Ontology annotation, molecular function: guanyl-nucleotide exchange factor activity. Gene Ontology annotation, biological process: Ras protein signal transduction; positive regulation of GTPase activity. Gene Ontology annotation, cellular component: plasma membrane.